AUGCAUCUGAAGAAGAAGGUAGUGGUCAGCUGUGCUGAGAAACGUCAGGCCAAUGAAGUGACCACUGGAUUUCACAAAUUCAAGGUCAUUGAUGACCUUGAGCAGAGACAAUCCUAUGGAGUGCAGCGAGAUGAAACCUCUUUUCCUCAACAGAAGGAGAAAUUAAAACAGACCUCAGCAAAAGCUCAGGAUAUAAGGCGGCAUGCGAGUCUGAACUUUGGCUUCAGAGGCAGACGGAUGCAAAUUCGUGGCACGGAGCCCAGAGACCGCUGGGCCUUCUCCGCUGGCAUGAUUUGGCAGGCCACCCUGGCAAGCAGCCCACCUUACCCCGUUAAAAAAAAAAAAAAAACCUCUAUUGUUUCUGAGGAAGGCUAUUUGAUCGUCCAAAUAAAAUGCUAUUCGCCGUGCCCCCGGAACAGAAACAGCUCAGGGAGCCAGCCCCUCCUGCUAGGAAUCUGCGGGCCCGACACCAGCCAGGAGGGGCCCGAGCUGGGUGACUCAGCAGAAAACGGCCUGCUGCUUGCUUACAGCCCGCCUACCCCGCAGGCCCGGAGAGGAAGGCCUCUGUAA
Rangifer tarandus platyrhynchus (Svalbard reindeer) is the source of this 570-nucleotide messenger RNA. The record is from the annotation of a GenBank genome assembly. Lineage: Eukaryota; Metazoa; Chordata; Mammalia; Artiodactyla; Cervidae.